Osmerus eperlanus (European smelt) is the source of this 7273-nucleotide messenger RNA. RefSeq names its product KH domain-containing RNA-binding protein QKI. Gene Ontology annotation, molecular function: mRNA binding. The transcript is spliced from 7 exons. Gene Ontology annotation, biological process: regulation of mRNA splicing, via spliceosome. Gene Ontology annotation, cellular component: nucleus. NCBI's taxonomy places the organism in Eukaryota, Metazoa, Chordata, Actinopteri, Osmeriformes, Osmeridae. The coding region runs from base 591 to 1625 and encodes 344 amino acids. The record is from RefSeq and is a predicted model, not a curated record.
CAGCCAGACGGUUACUGAGACUGAAUGCCAGCUUCAUUGAAAAAGCUCCGUUAUCGAGAGUAGAGACAGGAGGGACGAACGUUUCCAGUGUACAGACUUACACAUAACAACACGCAGAAAGCUCUGGGGAACUCGGGGAAAGGGACAUUUUAACCUUCUGAAGACGCUCAAUGAGAGAAAGCAGAAGACAAAUCGUUUGAAAAGAAAAAUCAAGGGCAGUGGGUAUACGCGGGACUUUAUUAUCCAUUCCUAGUAACUUGUGGAAUUAUAAGGGCAACACACAGAAGAAAAACUACCUCUUCGUCGUUUCAUAUUUUCAUUUCCUUUUUUUCUUUCUUUUCUUUCUUAUUUUGGUUCAUUGUCUGUCCUCAGCAGAACUGAUAAACGAAGGAGUUGAAUUGCAGUGCAGUGCGUAAAGAGGCUGAACGCCGCACCAGGACAUAACACUUGAUUGCAUUUAACCAGCAAGAGGCAGUUUUUUUUUUACUCUAUUUUUAUAAUUUAUUUAUUAAUUCACAGUGUAAGUGAACAUAUUUAUUUGUUUUCAUCUGUGGUUCUGUCUGGAGCCGAAUUUGUUAUUUUUUUGGAAUAUGGUUGGGGAAAUGGAAACGAAGGAGAAGCCGAAGCCAACCCCAGACUAUCUCAUGCAGCUUAUGAAUGAUAAGAAAUUGAUGAGCAGUCUGCCCAACUUCUGUGGGAUUUUCAACCACCUGGAACGACUGCUUGACGAAGAGAUCAGCCGGGUACGCAAGGACAUGUACAACGACACGCUGAACGGCAGCACGGAGAAGAGGAGCAGCGAGCUGCCGGACGCCGUGGGCCCCAUCGUGCAGCUGCAGGAGAAGCUCUACGUGCCGGUCAAAGAGUACCCUGACUUCAACUUCGUGGGCCGUAUCCUGGGCCCGCGGGGGCUCACGGCCAAGCAGCUGGAGGCAGAGACGGGAUGUAAAAUCAUGGUCCGCGGGAAAGGCUCCAUGAGGGACAAGAAGAAGGAGGAGCAGAACCGAGGCAAGCCCAACUGGGAACACCUCAACGAGGACCUGCACGUUCUCAUCACGGUGGAGGACGCACAGAACCGGGCCGAGAUCAAGCUGAAGCGGGCCGUGGAGGAGGUCAACAAACUACUUGUGCCUGCGGCGGAGGGGGAGGACAGCCUGAAGAAGAUGCAGCUGAUGGAGCUGGCCAUCCUCAACGGCACCUACAGGGACGCCAACAUCAAGUCACCUGCCCUCGCCUUCUCUCUUGCAGCCACUGCCCAGGCCCCCCGCCUCAUCACCGGCCCCAACCAAGUGCUUCCCCAGGGGGCCCUGCGCACGCCCACCCCAGCGGGCCCCACCAUCAUGCCCCUGAUUCGACAGAUCCAGACUGUCAUGCCCAACGGAUCGCCUCACCCGGGCGCCACCCUGAUGCCCCAGGGGCCCGAGUCGGGCCUCAUAUACGCCACGCCCUACGAUUACCCCUACACGCUGGCCCCUGCCACCUCCAUCCUGGAGUACCCCAUCGACUCCAGUGGGGUGUUAGCGUCCUCAAAGGCCGAAGAGCUGCCUCUCUACCUGGGCUUUCAGACCUGUCACUUUCCCAUCACUGUGCAGCGCGGAGAGCCCGCCAACCGGCCUCCAUUUUAAAGAAACGCACACACACCUUUUCCUCCCUUCUUCCCCUUUACACAACAAACACACACAUACAGCCUCCCCCCCCCCCCCCCCCCUCCGCUCCCAAGUGUUGGACUGGUCGACCAUCGGCCCCCCUUCUAACAACCACAAGCCACACAGGGGGAGGCCUGUCCUUCCUCUCCAUGUUCGGUUCCAAAUGACCUGUGUGUGUGUACUGAUGCCCCCUUCCAUAUAUCUAUAUCUGUGUCUGAUGAUGAGGGACAAAUAAGCACUGAGCCCCACACUGCUGCAAACCCCCCCUUGAGGUGCCCCCAUUUUUCUCACGAUCUCUCGACGGGGGUUGGGGUGAGGGGGUGGGGUGGGGUGGGCGGGGGCAGGGGCCUUCAGAGGGGUAACAUGAGGACGGAGAGGGGUCAGUGGGGGUCAUGUUAGGGUUACGGAUCAAGCCAGGGGCUGGAGGGUACGAGAUGGUUGGAGGGGUCACCUGUAAAAGCUAUAGGCCUUAUUCGCAAAGGGAUUUUAGGACAUUCUGUCCUCACUGACUGUCUUGUCUAAAGGCUGAAGCGGAACUUUUUUGAGUGUAGCCACUAGAAACAACAGUCAGUAAUAAUAAUAAAGCUGUUUUGUAACCAUUUCGAUGGACUGUCCUAAAAUAGCUUUUGGAGUAGGGCCUGGUGCUGUGUGUUGCUUCUCAGAGGACAGACACUCCUGGCACUAAUUCCCCGUUCCCUUCCUUCAUUCUUUAGGUGUGGCUUUCCCCACGAGAGGCUAAAAGAGUUUCAAGGAUCCUUACUGAGCCCCUCAUCCGAUCUGAGUGUUAACACACAUGCGCUUUUCGUUUCACAGCUGCCUUUGAAUAAAGAACCCUGGGCCAGGCCUAGCAGUCAGACAGUCAGACAGUCAGACAGUCAGACAGUCAGACAGACAGACAGACAGACAGACAGACAGACUCAAGUCUCUUUCUCACUACUGACGUUUACACUGGCCUAUCUUCCCCCAAAGAGACACAGCUCUUUAUGACAUGCAUGUAUUUGUGUUUGUGUGCAUGUGUGUUCUCUUCACACACACGCACACGCACACACACACACACGCAAACAUGUUUACAUAUGCAUAUUCUUACCUCCCAGACUGUUUCAUUGACUGCUAUGUUUGGGUUUGAGAAGAAAAAAACAAUACAAUACUGUCUCGCUUUACUAAUCACUUAAUUCAUUGCCUUUUUCUACUUGUGGUUCUUUGAUAAGAGUUGUUAAUUUUGUACUACUGCAAAUGUGCCUAUAAAGCUUCCAUCUCUGGGCUUUGACCAGGGAGUAAGUGAUCAGUAUUAUAUUUAAAAACAAAAAAAUAACUGGAGAUGCACUUCCUGAUGCGUGACCUGAGAUUAUGUGACUAGUAAAGCUUCCCUCUUUGUGUGUGUGUUUGUGUGUGUGUGCAAAUAUGCCUAAUGUCUGAAUCUGUAACAAGGACUAAAGAAACAAUGUAUCCUUAUGGUCAAGGUUACUCCAUAUUCAACGCUACUAAGUCCAAGAUUUCUCCUUGUUAUAAAAAAAAAAAUAAGAGUAUAAUUUGUGCCUUAACAUGUAUUUUCUAAUGAUUUACCUAAUUUGUUAGAUGUGUUUGGUCAUAUAUAUAUAUAUAUAUAUAAUGUAGUAAUAUGAAACCCUGAUUAAUUGACUUAAUGGAAAAUGGUGAAGGAUGACUCAUACCUAAUCCCUGUUGUGGUGAUGUUGUUGCAAUCCGAGCAGGUGCAGUGACUACUAAAGUUCGAAGGCACGAUAUGCGGGUCCAUCCUUACCAGAGGGUAGUGACCGCAGACAGAGGUUAGUUUAGCUCCUGUGCUUUUGUGUUUAUCAGCCACGCCUGCGCAAUGUCGGUCCUGGUCUGUUUUGCAACAUGUUCACUUUUCUGAAGCUAGUCGUCCCAGGUUUGUGAUUCCCUGCCGCAUACGGAAUCCCAGUCUUCCUAUAAACAACCUAUAAGGUUCAGAACUUUGGUUUUGGAGUAGUUUCUCCGCGUUUGUAGGGCUAUAAAACUCAAUUUCAAUAAAUAGCGACCAAAACACAACAAAGGACAACAAACAUGUUUAUUCAAGUAGAGACACAAACGGACAUACUUGCAUUUAAGAUAAACAAGCUUCACUUAACUCCAUUAUUUUGAUGACCUUAUGGAUCUGGCAUGAUGUUUAUGAAGAAUAAUGGACAAUCCCUUUACAGAACAGUGUUUCACUUUCCCCCUCUGUUUAAUGAGAAGGUUGCAAUUUAUUGAUGCACUUAAGUCUUCAGCUUUUGAAAGAUGAUUACACAACACCGAUCAGUCAAGUUAGUCCUUUUGUAUUUAUUUGUACGCAGAAAUUAAGUUCUGAUCAUCAGGCACAUUUUUUGUAAGGGACAAAACUGAAGUGGUUGUAAAACUGUCAUGCCAUAUUUGUUUUUUCACUGUCUAAUCGGAUUGUAUUUUCCUCUCAUUUUUAGUCUUUUUGAUUCUAAAUUUCUUUUUAAAAGCCUCCGCCCUACUGAAGUCCCUUAGAACCUUAGCGGGUGUAACGGACCCAUGUGGCUGCAGACUGGAGCUCGGGCAUUGUGCAUAGUUCACUUUGAAGUUCUCAGCAGAUGGGGAAACAAACACAGGCCAUCAUAAACACAACGGUCAGAGAUUUUACUCGCUAAAUUAUAUACCGCCCCCACACAGAACAAGAGUUGAUCUGGCCAUGUAGUUUCACACAGAACUAAGUCAAAGCCUUAGCAAAGAUUAUAUCGUUAAGUCGUUUUUGUUUUUUUGAGGAUUUUGUUUUCAUAAACGUAGUAUGGAAUUAAUGUCAAACUUGUCAAUUCUGUCAGUCAGUGCCUGUUCUUCUUCAUCCUUAGACCCCAUUGAUGGAUUCCACAGGUGUGUAGUGUAUAUUCCUCCCACAUAAUGUGUUUCCACAUAUCGACAGCACUUCAUCACAUAUGUAUGUGUACAUGUGUGUAUCACGUGAAGGUUUGCAAUGUGCUUGAGAAGUUGUUAUUGUAACAACUUAUGGAAAAUCUAGAACAAUGUAUUUUAGUGAAAUCUACUCAUAUUAGUUGAUAAGAGGUGAGUCAUCAUCUUUUUCAGCUUUAUGAUGAUGAUGUGAUUCCAUUAACAUGUAUUACUGUAUCCAUGCACAGUAAUCAUGUUGCACUUUAUAUAUAAUUUGACAUUGCUUAAGCCCUGCACCGCAGCACAGAGUAUGAAAAUUAAAUGAUACUUAACGGGGGUUAUCAUCCGCAUAUUUCACCUCCACUUGCGUUAUUGCGUUAUAAUCUGUUCUGACAACACGCAGAUUCGUGUGAUCCUAAAGGGUCUAAGGAUAUAGCAGUUUGGGCAUGGUUGAUCAGAAAGUGAUUUCCCUGCGAAACGACUCUAAAAAAGUCAAUAAGAAACAACUCUAAUGUUACUUAAGUAACUUAAGAAGUGCAUUUAUAAACAUGAGGGGUUUAUUACUAAAAGGUCAAACCUUAAUACAUAAUGAAGGACAACUAAGUAACGAAUAGGUAACACUGACAAAAUUAAUGAGAAACAACCAGAUGAAAUUGCACAAAGGCUGGUAUUCAAUCCAUGCACACAUAGAUUUACCCUGACACCAUAAUUAACAGUUUCACACAAUACAAAGUUAAUUAAAAAAAGCUUAACAAAGUUAAGCAAUGAAGAGGUUAAAGUUAUAAUAGACUUGAUAUUUAAACAUUUGUUUAAUAGAUGACGUGUGGGGGGGUUAAUCUUGCUGAGGGUGGAUUGAGUGCCUUCCAAACCAUCAACCCUGUGUGUUCGUACAAGUCUGUCUCAUGGUGGCAGGGGAGGAUGCAGGUGUAAGAUGGCCUCCGAAAUAUGGGCCUCUUCUCCAGGUCAUACUGGCAAGGACGUUAACAUCUCCAUAGAGGAUCAGUUACACCUCAAUUGGGUCAAAAAGUUGUUUACCGUAGAUUCUUGUUUUGAGAUAUCCUUGACCUAUGUUGCUUUCCAAACGUAUAGAUUGGUGAGUUUUUUUAAAUCUCUUGUCAAUCUGGUAAAGAAGCCACACCCUUUCCUUUACAUCUGUUGAAUUUUGCUUCAUUUGAAAAGAGAGACUACGGCACAAAUCUUAUUUUGCACUGAACGACAUUUCAAAAGCAUUCUUCAUCUCCUCUGCUCCAGUCAGAAAGAGCAGACAUGUUUAAAAAGUGAAAGCUAUGACAAACCUCAGAUGAUGAAAUGAAAUGAAUACAUGUAUGAUUUAAGCUAUAGAGUCUUAACCAGACCACAGUGUAGUGGACUGAGUGUUCAAGGGUCCACUUUAUGGAUGAGACAAUUGCCAGAGUAUGAAUGCAUUUACGACAAAAUUCCACUUGAGACAUUUUUUUUAUGUUUUACUGUAAGCUUCUUUUUAUUUUUUGUUGUUGCAAAGAAAAUAGUAUUUACUUGUGGCUUCUUGAAAUAUAUAUAAAUAUAUAUAUUAAAAUUAUAAAGCAGGAAUGUAUAUGAAAUGUCAGAUUUUACUUGUAUUUUGCAAAGAAAUAGCGAAGAUAUUCUAGAGGGCUAUUGUAGGAAAGACAAAUAUGCAUCAUAGCAGCUUUAUAGCACCACUUUAGAAAAUUUCCUAUAUUUUUGAAUAUAUUUUAGGGCUUUAUACAAAAGACAGGACCUUUUCAGUGUUUAUAUGCAAGUGCAUUUUAUAUUACGUGUCAUGUGAACUGUCUAUUGUCUCUUAAGCUGAGGGCACCGGCUGAAGGGACGUCUUUAGCAUGCUCACAGCUUAAACCUUCCAUGGCUAGAAUGCUCUUUAGAAAGAUACCAUGUAGUGUUGCUUUGUAUCAUUAUGGCAAAGAUUUUCCUGUUUGUUGUAAAUAGAAAACAUUGAAAAGGCAAUAAAAAAUUCUAUUGAGUAAAAAAACAACAAACACUGUUUUGGCCCUAGAUUAUUUUCUCCCACAACAAUGUGGUCCUCUUGAAUUUCUCAUUGUACUCUCUCUAAAUUCAUCUCUGCUAUAACAAAGAGACAUUAAUAUUCACUUCCUUCAUUACCGGCGUCUUAACUCUUGAACCACUGUAGGGACCUAAUGCUUAAUAGCAGUCAGGUAACAAUAGCUUCGCUGACUUGUCAAAGUAACUCCUUUUUCAUAUCAUUGAACUUUCCUCCUAUUCAGAUGUCCUGUCCACUCAUGUGACUGCUACUAACCAUUAGACAUGUUACUGUGAUUGUCUUAUUUUCAUUUUUCAAUUCGUUAUUUUGUUUCCUCCUUUUUAACAUGUGAGCUAUAAGAGGCGGGCUGUUUUUCAUGCAGUUUAUGUAAAAUCAUGCUUUUAUGAUUUUACCACAUGUAUCUAUUUAGAUGAUUGGUUCUUCCUAAACCCUUGGAUUCAAAUAAUCCACCAUAUGAACCGCCCUUACUACAGAACCAGAGGAGGUACUGAGAUACUCUCUCUUUUCUCACUCAACAUGUUCAGUCCAGGUGGCUGAAGUUGCUGGGUGAGAAUGAUUGAUUCUCAUUGGUCACAUUGAUGGGCAGGUCAUAUGGUGAAUGGUAUGGAUCCAGGGCCUAUUUGUGAUUAGUAGAAUCAUGAUGUCACCCUGCUGUCACUCGCUGAAACUAAUCUCCUCUCUAUCUUUUUUCUUUCCUUUCCUUUUUGUUUUCCCUCCUUUUUAUUAUUCCCCCUCCCUUUCCGUU